Periophthalmus magnuspinnatus is the source of this 1711-nucleotide messenger RNA. RefSeq names its product bile salt-activated lipase-like. The record is from RefSeq and is a predicted model, not a curated record. The coding region runs from base 1 to 1653 and encodes 550 amino acids. Gene Ontology annotation, biological process: presynaptic membrane assembly; synaptic vesicle endocytosis; neuron cell-cell adhesion. Lineage: Eukaryota; Metazoa; Chordata; Actinopteri; Gobiiformes; Gobiidae. The transcript is spliced from 11 exons. Gene Ontology annotation, molecular function: triacylglycerol lipase activity; neurexin family protein binding; sterol ester esterase activity. Gene Ontology annotation, cellular component: postsynaptic specialization membrane; cell surface; synapse.
AUGGACCCUCUCAGGACUUUACUGGCUCUGCUCCUGGCUCUGGGGACAGCCUCUGCAGCCUCGCUAGGCGUGGUGCAGACAGAAGGGGGCAGUGUGCAGGGGCAGAACAUUCCUACAGGCUUGUUCCGCUCUGUGGAGGUGUUCAAAGGGAUCCCUUUCGCCGCCAAACCAGAACUCUUCGAGAAACCCCACCCUCACCCUGGCUGGAGCGGGAUCCUCAAAGCCACUAAGUUUGCUCCCAGGUGUCUGCAGAUCAGCCUGCUGCAGACCAACACGUUUGGAAGUGAAGACUGUCUCUACCUCAACAUCUGGGUCCCUCAUGGCAGAAAAGUCUCGUCUGACCUGCCUGUGAUGAUCUGGUUCUAUGGAGGGGGCUUCAUGUUGGGGGGCUCCAUGGGGCCUAACUUCCUCAACAACUACCUGUACAGCGGACAAGAGAUUGCAAACAGGGGGAACGUCAUUGUGGUCAGUGCAGCCUACAGGGUGGGCGUCCUGGGCUUCCUUAGCACUGGGGACUCUUCCAUACCUGGAAACUACGGGCUGUGGGACCAGCAGGCUGCCAUUGCCUGGGUUCACAGGAACAUCCACUCAUUUGGAGGAGACCCCAACAACAUCACCCUCUUUGGAGAGUCUGCAGGUGGCGCUAGUGUCAACUUCCAGAUCCUGUCGCCCCACACCAGGGGGCUGGUCCGCAGGGCCAUCUCCCAGAGCGGCGUGGCCUUAUGCCCCUGGGCCUUCAAGACCAAUCCCCGGGACGUGGCUGUGCAGGUGGCAGAGAAGGUGGGCUGUCCCACUGACCACACUAUGGCUGCCUGUCUGAAGACCAUAGAUGCAGGAAAUCUGACCAUGGCUGCGCCCACCAUCAAACAAGGCAACCCCGACCACCCUGGAGUGAUGAACCUUCUCCUGACCCCUGUGGUGGACGGAGACUUUCUGCCGGACCACCCGUCCAAACUGUUCCACAACGCGGCCGAGGUGGACUAUCUGCUGGGGGUCAACAACAUGGACGGACACAUGUUCACCUCCCAGGACAUCCCCUCCCUGGGCAACAAGAACAAGGACACCUCCAUUGAAGACCUCCAAAGGCUUCUGAGGGCCUACACACGAGAGAAGGGCCCAGCUGCUCUGGACCUGGCCUUUGCUGAAUACACCUCAGAGUGGGGCCCCUCGCCCAGCCGUGACACAAUCAAAAAGACGGCAGUGGACAUCGGGACGGACUACAUUUUCCUAGUGCCCAUCCAAACUGCUGUGUACCUGCACGCCACCACUGCAACGUCUGGUCACACCUUCUCCUACCUCCUGUCUGAGCCCAGUCUGAUGGCGGGCCCGGGGAAGCCCUACCACGACUGGGUAGGCUCGGACCACGCGGACGACCUGCAGUUUGUGUUCGGGAAGCCCUUCACCACCCCGAAGGCCUACGCCGACAGACACCGCGCCCUGUCCUCCUACUUCAUAGCCUACUGGACCAACUUCGCCAGGACUGGAGACCCUAACAUGGGCUCCUUGGCGGUGCCUGUCAGCUGGCCUCAGAUGGACAUGUCCUCGCAGCAGUAUCUGGACAUCACUUCGGACAUGAACGACAACUCCACCUCACAGAAGAUGAGGCUGCGCUUCGUCCAGCUUUGGACCGAAACCAUCCCCAGUCUACCGUAGACCCGCCCAUAGCCCCACUCACCGCUCUUUCCAUAAACUCUCCAUGAAGACAUUAUUG